Messenger RNA from Psilocybe cubensis, 1491 nucleotides. RefSeq lists its product as uncharacterized. Bases 1 to 1491 code for a protein of 496 amino acids. Gene Ontology annotation, molecular function: zinc ion binding. NCBI's taxonomy places the organism in Eukaryota, Fungi, Basidiomycota, Agaricomycetes, Agaricales, Agrocybaceae. The record is from RefSeq and is a predicted model, not a curated record. Gene Ontology annotation, cellular component: cytoplasm; nucleus. The transcript is spliced from 6 exons.
AUGGCCCACAAAGAGGAACUAUUUCCAGCCAUUGGAGAGAUCGCUGCUAAAACUGACGAAAUCCCAGCCGCCGAAACAGAGGAAGGCUCGAAAACAGAGGGAGGAGAGAAUUUCGACAACGAAGACAAAGUAGUUCAGGAGAUAGAGUCAUUGUGCAUGAAAUGUCAUGAACAGGGUGUUACUAGGUUGAUGUUGACUUCGAUACCCUUCUUCAGGGAAGUGAUUGUAAUGUCAUUCCGAUGCGAGUACUGUGGCGCAUCCAACAAUGAAAUCCAGUCUGCUGGAGAAAUCAGACCCGAAGGAACGCUCUACACCGCUAAAAUCCUGGAACGCAAAGAUUUGAACAGGCAGAUUGUUCGCUCUGCUUCAUGCGAAAUCACGAUUCCCGAACUCGAUCUUACCCUUCCGCCAACAAACCGCGGUCAGCUUACCACAGUCGAGGGCCUCAUUCGCGAUGUCGUCUCUGAUCUGAGCAUGGACCAGCCUCUCAGGCGGAUACAAGACGAGGUGUCGUACACGAAGAUUCAGGAAAUCAUCGAUAAGAUGAAACCCAUCCUCGGAGAUCCCGACGACGACGAGGAGGUUCAAGAGCAAGCCGACUAUCUCAAUCUCCCCUUGACCCCAUUUACUGUGAAGCUCGACGACCCCGCUGGAAACAGCUUUAUCGAGUUUUACGGAGGAAUGUCUGAUCCUAAGUGGAAUCUUCGCACGUACCAUCGUACUCUGGAGCAAAAUGUAGCGUUGGGGUUGGUUGCUGCGGAUGAUGCUCAGGCGCAGUCGGAGGUGAUACAAGAGGAAGUAACGCCAGAGGCUAUUACGGACGACGAGGUUUUCGUUUUCGAUGGACUAUGUUCAAGCUGCGGACAUGCCAUCAAGACUAACAUGAAGAAAGUCAACAUCCCCUACUUUAAAGAUAUCUUGAUUAUGUCCACUAAUUGCGAAUUCUGUGGAUAUCGCGAUAACGAAGUAAAAUCUGGCGCGGCAAUCUCGCCUCAAGGAAAACGAAUCAUCCUUAAAUGUGAAGAUCGUGAGGAUCUCAGUAGAGAUAUCCUCAAGAGCGAGACUGCGGGUUUGACGAUACCUGAAAUCGAUCUUGUGCUUACUCACGGUACAUUAGGAGGACGGUUUACGACAGUAGAGGGAAUCUUAGAGCAGAUUUACGAAGAGUUGGCAGACAAGGCGUUCGCGGGAGACUCUUCGAAUAAAGAAGACAAAGAGGCGUACGAGGCGUUCUUGAAAGGACUCAAGGAAGUCAAAAACGCUGAGAGACCGUUCACAAUCAUCCUAGACGACCCGCUCGCCAAUUCCUACAUGCAAAAUCUAUACGCCCCUGAUCCCGACCCGAACAUGACGAUUGAACUCUACGAUCGCACCUUUGAGCAAAAUGAGGAGCUUGGGUUGAACGAUAUAAAGGUGGAGGGGUAUGAAGAAGACGCCGCUUCUGAGAAAAAGGAUGAAGGAAACGACAAAGAGACUUCGAAUUCGGUAUAA